This is a messenger RNA of Paramecium octaurelia, 1473 nucleotides long. Lineage: Eukaryota; Ciliophora; Oligohymenophorea; Peniculida; Parameciidae. The record is from the annotation of a GenBank genome assembly.
AUGGAUGAAAUAAAACUAGUGGAAUCAGAUGAUGAAUUAGAAUAUCAGCCUUAGACAUUGAAGACUUAGAAGUAACACCAGCCAAAGAGUGUUUAAGAGAUGAGGGAACAAUUCAGGUUGUAAAUUAGGAAGGAGAGGAUUGAGGAAUAAUUGGAGAAGAAGAGGAUGUGGUAUAUACCGAAACAGCGAUUAUAGAGUUCUUAAUUGAAUUUCUCUAUCAAUAACUUAUUCAAUGAAUUAAAAAAUGUGUAUGCUCAGAAAGAUAUGAAUGAGAUUUCAUAGAAAUUGCAUUUGAUUGCAAAUAUCAUAGAUGAUCGGAAUCGCAUUCACAGUUUAUUUUUAACUUAGAGGAACUUUCUGUAAUUCAAAGAUUUAUUGAAUGAUGAAUCCUACUAUAUUGAUACGUAUACCAUAUAUCUGCAAUUGACACAAGAUGAUGAAUAUUUUCAAUUGCCCAUCGAAGACAUUCAAUGGUCAAUUGAGCGAUCGUUGGAUUUGCUGAUAGAGAAUAAACAAAUAGAUGACUUGGCUAAUUUAAUUUUGGGAUAUUUAGGAAAUGUCUCGAGUAAAUUGUAAUAAAUCCAGCAUUAUUUGCUGAGCAAGAAUACUAUCGAGAUUCUCUGUUAAUUAAUGAAGGAUAGUUUGUUGCAUAAUAUUUGUUAUCUUAUUUAAACUUUAUGCAGAAACAUUCCGGAAUAGUUCAAACCUUAAGUAAUAGUAAUUUUGAAGCAUUUGAAGAUUAAUAAAAGUUAAGAAAUACUGUAAACUUUAUUUAUCAUCAACAAGCAGUGUGAUUAGUAUGAUAAAGACAUUAAUUAUUUUGAAAUAUUUCAAUUACUCUUUAUUUAUUUGAAUGAAUAUCUUACUAAUGAAAACGACUUUGAAUCAUUCUACUCUGCUCUACUCCAAUUGAAAUAUUUAUCAGAUUUCCAGUAAUUGUAUGCAAUCUUCCAGCAAUUUUCCGUCUUGGAAAUUAUUAAUAAACUCAUCAAUUACAAAUACCAAAAGAUACGAACUGCAGUCUUAUACAUUUUACAGAAUCUAUGCAAAUAAGGACAUCAUGUGAUCCAAUAGAUAUUUUAAUAAUAGGAGUUAAUUAAAAAACUAAUUAAUAUUCUCACAACCGAUAAACCAAUUAAUUAAUCUCUUGUAAUCAAAUCUGUUCAACAUAUACUAAAGUAUGGAAACCAAUAAGAUAUCACAGUUCUCAUUAGUCUGGGUCUUGCUGUCCAUCUAAAAUCGACCGUCGAAUCAGCAGAACCAUAUAUUGUACUACAAGGAUUGGAAUGUGUGACUUCACUUAUGAAUUAUGGUUUGUCUUUGUAAACACAAUUGAAUGUCCCAAAUCCUAUAUUAGCUAUACUGCAAUAAAAUCAUCUAAUUUAAGCAAUUGAAGACUUGUAGUAUCAUCCUAAUAAAGAGAUCUUCACCCAAUCAUAAAAGUUAAUCACCGAAUUUUUUAGAACUGAAUGA